Triplophysa dalaica is the source of this 4447-nucleotide messenger RNA. It is a transcript of the gene kcnc1b, whose product is annotated as potassium voltage-gated channel, Shaw-related subfamily, member 1b. The transcript has 4 exons. Bases 794 to 2602 code for a protein of 602 amino acids. Gene Ontology annotation, biological process: protein homooligomerization; potassium ion transmembrane transport. Lineage: Eukaryota; Metazoa; Chordata; Actinopteri; Cypriniformes; Nemacheilidae. Gene Ontology annotation, molecular function: protein binding; delayed rectifier potassium channel activity. Gene Ontology annotation, cellular component: neuronal cell body membrane; voltage-gated potassium channel complex; dendrite membrane. The record is from RefSeq and is a predicted model, not a curated record.
CAAUAACACAAGACUACCUGCCGCUCAUACAAUCAGGGCGAACAACGCCUCUGGCAUGAUCCACGUUGCGUGAACAUUUUCAGCCCUGUUCUGUGAAUGAAUGAACGACCCUCCCUUGUUGCAGCGACGCCCGCUUCUCAAGACAGAAACAAGCGAGCUGUUGUCAUCACAACCGACCCGCUUUAAUGGGACUUCUUACGCACCAGUGGCAUCGAUCGCGCGCAUCUGAAUGCAUCACCAUUAGAAGCUGUUUUUGAAGGCCAACGGAAUCGCUGAAGGCAUGGACUGAUAGGUGACUGCUGGUGUAGCUUCUCAAUGAAAACAGAGGAUGCUGUAACACAGUAAGGACGCUGGAGUUAUGAAGGCUCGAUGGAUAACUGGCGCUGUCCGUUCAGCACCACCGCCAGUCUCACCUUGCGCCCAAUGACACCAUUCAAAUCUCGAUGACCCUGGGAUGAUUUGAGAUACUGGAUUAUUGUAAGGAGACAGUUCUGCGUUCAUCAUUUCGAGUUAGGUAGCCAGUGUGGAGAAAGCGAUUUUGGAUUUCCAUUGUUGAUCGGUUGGUGAGCUCCGAAGUGUGGCAUAGACGCGCGUUGACGCGCAAGCUGCAUACCCGGCAAUAGCGAUUUCUUUUCUAUAUCCUUUUUUAAAAACAGAAGCAUACGAUCUUGCACUCUUGUUUUCUGAACAUUACAUCGCUGUCAGACGUUUUUAAUUGGUCUGUGCACAUGUGUUGCACGGGUACGGUGAUGAUGCCCGGCGUUGGUAGGAGAUAUGAUUAGAAAGGGACGCGAUGGGCCAAGGCGACGACAAAGAUCGCAUCGUGAUCAACGUCGGAGGAAUCAAACACCAGACCUACCUAAGCACCCUGCGCACCCUGCCCGGCACUCGACUCUCCUGGCUGGCGGAUCCCGACGCUCCAAACAACUUCGACUACGAUGCAAACAUCGGGGAGUUUUUCUUCGACCGUCACCCGGGUGUCUUCGCCCACAUCCUCAACUAUUACCGCACGGGCAAAUUGCAUUGCCCGGCUGACGUGUGCGGACCCUUGUACGAGGAAGAACUGGCGUUUUGGGGGAUCGACGAGACGGACGUGGAGCCGUGUUGCUGGAUGACCUACCGGCGACACCGGGAAGCCGAAGAGGCUUUGGAUAGCUUCACCGGGGGUGCCCUCGACCUCAGCCACGACGAUCUGGAUCCUGAUGGAGUGGCCGAAGCGGCGGAGGGGGACGAGGGGGCCGAGAUGACCCGGAGACUGGCGCAAGGGGACUCGCCCGAUAAAAGAUCGGGCUGCUGGCACCGUUGGCAAAAGAAGGCUUGGGCUCUGUUUGAAGACCCGUAUUCAUCGAGAUACGCGCGGUGGGUAGCAUUCGCAUCACUGUUCUUCAUCUUGGUGUCCAUUACCACGUUCUGUUUGGAGACCCACGAAGCCUUCAACCCCAUCAUCAACCGAACUGAAAUCAUCAAGGUAGGCAACGAAACCGUGGAGCGUGUCUUCCGUGAGACGCAGACCAUGGUGCAGCUAACCUACGUCGAGGGCGCCUGCGUGAUUUGGUUCACGUUUGAGUUUCUGAUUCGAGUGACCACCUGUCCGAACAAACUCAAAUUCGUGACAAACGCCCUAAACAUCAUCGACUUUGUGGCAAUUCUUCCAUUUUACCUGGAGGUGGGGCUGAGCGGUCUGUCCUCCAAAGCCGCGAAAGACGUGUUGGGUUUCCUCCGCGUUGUGCGUUUCGUGCGGAUUCUUCGUAUCUUCAAGUUGACCCGGCACUUCGUGGGGUUGAGGGUACUGGGGCACACGCUCCGUGCCAGCACCAACGAAUUCAUCCUCCUCAUCAUCUUCCUGGCUCUUGGAGUCUUAAUCUUCGCCACCAUGAUCUAUUACGCCGAACGCAUCGGAAGGAACCCCAACGACCCUAACGCCAGUAACGGCACGCACUUCAAGAACAUCCCCAUCGGCUUCUGGUGGGCUGUGGUCACUAUGACCACGCUCGGCUACGGAGAUAUGUUCCCCCAGACGACCUCCGGCAUGCUGGUGGGCGCGCUCUGCGCCCUGGCGGGUGUGCUGACUAUCGCCAUGCCCGUACCGGUUAUCGUCAACAACUUCGGCAUGUAUUACUCUCUAGCCAUGGCCAAGCAAAAACUACCAAAGAAAAAAAGGAAGCAUAUCCCACGAGCACCUCAACUGGGGUCUCCCAACUACUGCAAGUCGGUCAUUAACUCCCCCCAACCCAGUACACACAGCGACCCCUGCCCCCUGGCACAGGAAGAGGUUUCCGAGAUCAAAUAUCAAGUGAUUGGAGAUUUUAAAGUGAACGGGGAGGCGUCCAAAGCGGCCCUGGCCAAUGAGGACUGCCCUCACAUCGACCAGUCCGUGUCGCCCGAGGAAGUAUUCAGCCCCGUGGACCACGAGAAACCGUGCUUCCUGCUCAACUCCGGAAGAGAACGAGCCAAUCACACAGGGGGGAGAGUCAGGAAGGGUUAUGAAAAGCCAUGGAGCCAUAGCAGCAUGUCUGGAGGCGUGGCCUCAGUUUCGGCAUUGCCCUGCAGCCCGCCCAGUCUCAUGCAGCAGGUCCACUCUCCCAUCCCAUCCAUCCUGUAGCAUGGACAACAAAACUAACCAAUCAGAGAACCCUCGCUCGGCAGCGCUGCAGUGAGACGCCCGCUCACACUGUGUACCAUCUCGACUCUCUGUCAUUCUUUUCUCUGUUCUUCUCAUCAACUUCCUAUGCAGCGGCCACUUCAUUCAUUGGACGUCUUAUUCCCUUUCCCCUUCUCUGCAGUUUCAUUGCCUUUCUAUUCUCUUCACACCUCCUUUUCCUUCCUCUGUGUUUCUAAGCUGUGGUUUUCAUUGGGUGCAUCUGGACACCAUAAAAAAGAUGAAAAAAUGGCUAUUUCAUAUAUAGUUCAAUAGGACUUGAAGAGCUGAAGUAACACCCAUCAUGAUUCCACUAAUGCACACGUCACCGACAUAGAAAGUUGACAGAAGAAACUUCAUUUGCAUUUGCAUGCCUCGCAUGGGAAUAUCUGGGAAAAAGAUGCAAGUCAAAUGAAAAUAUGUAAGAAAUAGUUUUUUCAAGCUUCUUGGAAUAUAUCUGAUGCAGAUGAUAUAUAACAUAUGUAGCAAUUACAACUUUUGGUUGACUUUCCUUUAAGCAGAUAUUUUUUGCCUUUCCCUAAACGAUGAUCUCUUGAGCGCUUUAAAUGUUGGUAGCAGCGGUCAGAACGACCAUCAAAAUUUUCCGAUGAAGAUGCAAGCGGCAGUAAUAGCACUUUAACUUUUCUCAUGCAGAGCAUGUAUUCCAAAUAUAUUUCGCUGACCAGCUAAUGAGAUUUUGUGACGGCACACAUUAAAAUUUACCCAGUUACGUUCCCCAACGUUUUUUUAAGGUUUGUUUUUGGUUCUGCGGAAAUAAAACCUUCUGGGAACCAAAUACUAAGGCUAGGGGAACGGUCUGUGUGCUGGGUUGCUGGGCAGUGGACACGUGUGUAUAUCUCAUUUCAAAACAUUGCUUUGACACUGUAGCGCAAUACCACAAUCACCACACACAAAAAACUGUACAGCAUAAAUGUAUUGUGUGUACAUUUGACGUAAAAACGUCUUUUACUAAAGAAAAAUAAAGUAUAAUCGUACUCCUGGGAUUUCUUGGGGAGAGGUAAAUGCAUGCACCUUUAUGCAAAAAAAAGAGAAACGUGCGAUUGAAAAACUGUAAAUAUGAACCUUGCAUGAAAUAAAUUUUGUAUCCAAUCUGUAUAUAGACUCUGUAUGUUAUUUGACAGGAUAUUGCAUACAUGACUCACUUAAACUUCUUGCGCCUUAAACGUGACGUCUCUUUGACCUUUCACCUCUGUUCAUCAAAAUUUUGAUUUUCUUUAGACUUAGGCAUCCGCAUUAAAACAAGCAGUGCCCAAUUCAAUCCUGUUCAAAGUUUACGAUCUAAAGGUCACAAAGGUCAAAGAGUGAGUGUGUCACCUACCGUAGGGCAGGGAUUGAAACAGGAGAGCCGAGCCGCCCGUUCCCUGUUUCGCAUGCCAGUAUUCACGCAUGAUAGACACUGUAUAAAACUCUUCAGCAUGAAUCAACGAGACACCGUAUCAACGAUAACCUGAACUGAAUGCAGCAUGGGAGAACGCAUGGUAAACCCCACGUUUACCAUGAGGCCGAGAUGGCAGCUCACUCGCUUGAGUCCUCGCGCAUCAACUUGGAUGCUUGCACGGUUCGAGUGCCAAAAAUCCCGUUCUCUUUCUCCAUCCCAACCCCCCGAUGUUUCAGUGCUGUUCGUUUGGUGUAUUAAUAUGAUUUCCUUGUUGUUUUGUUGUUGUUGUUUUCUCUUUUUAUCUGUUUUUAGAGACCCAGCGCGCCAAACGAAGCAGACAACCGACCCAGUCAGUGUGUGUAAUGAACCACGGUGUUCCAACCACUAUGUGUGUCAACCAUAAACCCACA